Striga hermonthica is the source of this 645-nucleotide messenger RNA. NCBI's taxonomy places the organism in Eukaryota, Viridiplantae, Streptophyta, Magnoliopsida, Lamiales, Orobanchaceae. The record is from the annotation of a GenBank genome assembly.
AUGGUGGUUAAAGUGUAUGGCCCGGCCUAUGCAGCUUGCCCGCAAAGGGUUUUGGCUUGUCUUCUCGAGCUCGACUUGGAAUUUGAGCUAAUUCCACUCGAUCUCGAAUCCGGAGAACAGAAAAAACCCGAUUUCCUACUAAGACAGCCCUUUGGUCAAGUUCCAGCCAUAGAGGAUGGUGAUUUUAGACUUUUCGAAUCUAGGGCAAUAAUCAGGUACUACGCAGCAAAAUGCGCAAGUGAUGGUGGAACAAACCUUAUGGGAAACACAUUGGAGGAGACUGCCCUAGUGGACCAAUGGCUCGAAAUAGAAGUCAACAACUACAAUCCCCUAAUUUACACAAUGGUCCUCCAACUUUUGGUUUUGCCUCGCAUGGGCCAAAAGGGCAACAUGGAAUUAGUCCGCGAAUGCAGGGGCAAAUUGGAGAGAGUACUCGACGUGUACGAGGAGAGGUUGUCGAGGAGCAAGUACUUGGCUGGGGACAGGUUCACCCUAGCCGACCUGAGCCACUUGCCCAACACGAGGUUCUUGAUGGAAGAAGGAGGAAUGAAGGAUUUGAUCCAAGGGAGGAAAAACGUGUAUUCGUGGUGGCUCGAUAUUUCUAAUCGACUAUCUUGGAGGAAAGUGAAGGAGCUCAUUGAAUGA